GUGUGAAAAUCGUGCGUUUUUCUCCAGGAGAAGAGGAGUUUGUUGAACCCUUGCUGCGCUUGUCAUCGUAUUGCGUUUUCCGUUUGCCGUUCUGAAAUCAUCUUGGUAAUUAACGAGUGCGGAUGCAUACAGAGGAAGGCGUGUUAUGUGACGUCUUAUAUGCGUGCAGUUGAGACUCGCGAUAAAUGGCCAACUCGCAGGACGCGAUCGACUGGGAAGAUCUCAGGAAACAGGCAAGACAUCUGGAAAAUGAGAUUGAUGCAAAAUUAGUGGCAUUCAGUAAGCUUGGUAUAAAUACAAGUACUAGACAUGUUAACGCAGAUGAGAUUCCUCUUUUGGAUGAGGAACAAGUAUUUGAGAACAUGGCAUCGGAGAUAGAAACGCUACUUUCCAAAUUACUUUUUAUAAAUGAGAGGAUGAGCGAAUUACAACCGAAUGGAGCAGCUAUGCUGCAUACGAUGCAACGUCACAAGGAGAUAUUGAAAGAUUAUAAAUUGGAAUUUAACAAGAUUAGAAAUAAUUUUAUAGCUAGGAAAGACCGCGAGGAUCUACUAGGCAGCGUUCGUAAAGAAAUAGACAAUUACAAAAGUGCGGGUGGAUUGAAUCGACGAGAAAUGUACCUCAAAGAAAAUCAACAUAUUCAUAACUCCGAUCGGUUGAUUAACGAUCAAAUAAGUAUAGCCAUGGAGACGCGAGAUCAUCUGAUGUCCCAGAGACAAGCGUUCAAACGUAUACGAACCAAAUUCAACGAUAUCUCCAAUCGCUUUCCAGCGGUGAAUAGUUUAUUGCAAAGGAUAAAUUUACGUAAGAGAAGAGAUUCCGUCAUACUCGGCCUCGUUAUCGGAGUUUGCACAUUCUUGAUGCUCCUGUAUGCCUUUCAUUAGACAAGAUUCAUAGCAAUAUAAAAAAACUUUUCGUUAUCUAAUGCUUAUUUCAAUGGAAUAUACAUACAUGUAACAAUCAUUUCAGUGAAAUAUGCAUAUACUUUAAAAGAUAUCAUUGAAUUUAAUAAACAUGGGGGAUUAGUCUUGGUACAUAUAGGGUGUGCAAAAUUCACGAAAGCCAGUGUGCAAAGAAAAGUGUAUAGUUUUUUUAUACUGAAGUGCAAAAUGUGAAAUAUGCGAUAUAUAAGUAGAAUUUUAAUCUAUCUUUUAACAUGUUAAGUUAAUAAAUGUUAAAAUAUAUAAUCUGUUCUUAAUUGCACUUUUUAAUUAUAAAGAUUUAGCUUAUGUAGAUUUAAUUCCGUUUUAAGGUAGGAAGAAGACGCACAAUUAAAUCACAUUUUUUUUGCGAUUAACUUUUUUAUCUUAUGAAAAACUAGGACAAUUUUCAAUACACUUGCACAUUUUGCAGUAAAAUCAUUGUAUUAUAUUUCAUAUCUGUAUAAACCAAUAUUUUUUCUGCAUUGUGUAACACAUCUAAAAAUAACAAAAAAGAAUUGAAUAAUUAUUUGAACAAUGUUUUCAUAAAAGGGAAAUUGCAUAUUGUUGAUCGACCGAUUUCACAAUGCAGAAUAGUUGUUUAACAAAAAAAGAAAAGUUCUCAGGCGCGAAAGAUAGAUAUUAUUUUGAGUAAGAAUUAAUGGUUUUACGUACACAGAGACAUUUAUACAUAUGCAUAUAUACACGCAGCACUCGUUCGACUUGUCAUCCACGAAAAAAAAACACAGCACGUUACAAAAGGAAUAACUCACUAGAAAGCGCGACGCCUGUUUCCACGUGCACUAGAUACCAGAUUUAUAAGUCGCGCAUACAAAAAUAGGAACUUAAGCGAGAUAAUAAUUGUUAAAAAUAUCGAAUACAAAAUUUCGUCUACAUCCUAAAGUUUUACAACUUUCAGUAUAUACAUUUCGCAUUUCACUUUAUCAGCAUAUAAUCACAUCGUAAAGUUUCGCUGUCGAAUUUCAUCUCUACAGAUGAUCGCAUCUUUGAACAGAAUUUAAACUAAACACAGAAUUCACAUCUUCGAAUCACGCAUCUAAGUCUACGGUUUUUUUUUGUGUAUUUUGUUAAAGUAAUAUGAUAAUAAUUAAUAUCACGUAUUACAAAUAACUGAUAACGGCUAAGAGAAUUAAACUUAUGAUAUAAAUCUCGCUAUAUUGCGUUUUCUUUUUCUUUAAUUAUUGUGGAAACAAUGAUCAUAAAUGGAGAAUAUAUAUAAAUAUUGUACAAUCAAAUGUGAUGCUUUUCUUUGUUUAAUCUUCUUUAUAAAUUCCUCGUGGCGCAAAGAACCGUGGAAACAGGUGAAAUGAUGAUGAAUAUCUCUUUCUCUCAGACGCAUUACGCUCUUAAGAAUUAGCUCACUAAAAUAAGGAUUCUAAUCACGGAUUGAUUCUAACAACUGUUUCGACAGUUCACUCUACGCUCUAAAAGUCUGCAUCUUGAAGUUUCUAUCAUAUUAGAGAAGAUGGAUAUAUCAUUACGCGAGGCCUAUAUCAUUACUAAUUCUUCCUCGAAACUUCGCACAUUCGUUCAAAAACUCGUUCAGACGUACAAACAAACAUCUACAUAUAUUCAGUGUACAUACAGGCCGCACUGGUUACUAGUAUAUGCAUUUGAAUAUAAAUAUAUCGGCUGUAUACGUUA
Molecule: messenger RNA, 2585 nt
Organism: Nylanderia fulva
Lineage: Eukaryota; Metazoa; Arthropoda; Insecta; Hymenoptera; Formicidae
Gene: Gos28
Product: golgi SNAP receptor complex member Gos28
Biological process (GO): vesicle fusion; inter-Golgi cisterna vesicle-mediated transport; endoplasmic reticulum to Golgi vesicle-mediated transport
Cellular component (GO): Golgi membrane; cis-Golgi network; Golgi medial cisterna
Molecular function (GO): SNAP receptor activity
Source: RefSeq, a predicted model, not a curated record